Messenger RNA from Hippocampus zosterae (dwarf seahorse), 3357 nucleotides. RefSeq names its product repulsive guidance molecule BMP co-receptor a (gene rgma). Gene Ontology annotation, biological process: BMP signaling pathway. The coding region runs from base 500 to 1822 and encodes 440 amino acids. The record is from RefSeq and is a predicted model, not a curated record. The transcript has 5 exons. Gene Ontology annotation, cellular component: plasma membrane. Lineage: Eukaryota; Metazoa; Chordata; Actinopteri; Syngnathiformes; Syngnathidae. Gene Ontology annotation, molecular function: coreceptor activity.
GCUCGAGCGACGAGGAGGGCUCGGCGUCACGCGGUGCCGAUCAUUGUCUCCCUCACACUUUCUAACGAGCCAUUUCACAACAUCCACACGACGGACCUUGCCACGCAGCAGCAGCAGCAGCAGCAGCCCCCGCCACCCCCGCCGCCUCCUUUCCACGCAAACAAUUUGGAUUAAACGCGCCGAUGUGGGACUUGCUGUCACUUGGUGUUUUUUUUUUUUUUUUUUUUUACCCAUCGCCUGACGCGAUUCUCGUAGGUUCGGAUGCACCCCCAACUCCGAAAGAGCACUUUUUCUUUGCACGCGGGGCGUCAUGUGCACCUUGGAGCAUUUGACGCGCGCGGCGCCGUCCAGAGAGUCCGAUUUGGGAUUACAUUGACCCCCCUCCACGGCUGACCGCCUUUAUUGACUUGAAGCAAGAGAGGAGGGGGGGGGGGGUCGCUUCCCGCUUCACGGUUCCCGGUUCCCGGUUCGGCCGUCCUUCGAGCUCCCGCGGGACUCCAUGCAGUCGCAAAGGCAGAGGAGUGAAGGGCGACCCCGAGCUGGAUGGAUGGUUAUGGGGAAGAGAGGCAGACCUUCGGCGAUUGAAGUGUGCAGAGUCUUCGUCCUCUUUUUGUCGCUCUUGCCCUCAGUGACUCUGCAGUGCAAGAUCCUCAUGUGCAACUCUGAAUUUUGGGCCUCCACGACGAACUCUGGGCCGGAGGAGGAGUUCUGCACGGCGCUGCGCGCCUACAACGGCUGCGUGCGGCGCACCGCCCGCACCUGCCGAGGCGACCUGGCGUACCACUCGGCCCAGCAUGGCAUCGAGGACCUGAUGAGCCAACACAACUGCUCCAAGGAGGGACCCACGUCGCAGCCGCGCGGCCGCACGCCGCUCCCGCCCGCGUUGCCGCCGCCGCCGCCGCCCGACAGCCAGGAGCGCUCGGACGGCCCGGAGGUUUGCCACUACGAGCGCGGUUUCCCGCGCAACGCCGCGCAGCCCAACUUCACGCACUGCGGCUUCUUCGGAGACCCUCACCUGAGAACCUUUGGCGACGACUUCCAGACGUGUAAGGUGGAGGGCGCCUGGCCGCUCAUUCACAACAAAUACCUGUCGGUCCAGGUGACCAACACCCCGGUGCUACCCGGAUCUUCUGCCACCGCUACGAGCAAGCUAACAAUCAUCUUCAAGAACUUCCAGGAGUGCGUGGACCAGAAGAUGUAUCACGCCGAGACGGACGAGCUCCCCGCCGCCUUCGCCGACGGCUCCAAGAACGGCGGCGAGCGCCACGGCGCCAACGCCCUGCGCGUCGUCGAAAAAGUGCCCGGCCAGCACGUGGAGAUUCAGGCUCGCUACAUCGGCACCACCGUGGUGGUCCGGCAGGUGGGCCGCUACUUGACCUUCGCCGUGCGCAUGCCCGAGGAGGUGGUGCGCUCGGUGGAGGACGACGACGACGACGACGACAACCAGGACUUGUACCUGUGCCUGCACGGCUGCCCGGCCAAUCAGCGCAUCGAUUUCCAAAAGGCGCGCGGCCAAGCCGCAAGCGGAACCCGCAGGUUCUCCUACCAGUCGGCCAAAGCCAAGUGCAAGGAGCGUCUGCCCGUGGAGGAUCUCUACUUCCACUCGUGCGUCUUUGACCUCCUGUCGUCCGGGGACGUCGACUUCACCAUGGCCGCCUACUACGCCCUGGAGGACGUGAAGACGCUGCACUCCAAUAGCAAGCGCCAUCACAUCUUCGAGAAGAACGCCUACUCCGGUUGCGCCGCGACGCACGGGGCGGCCAAACGCUUCCUGCUCAACCUCCUCCUGGCCGUCCUCUUGUGCCGCGCGCUUGCGCUUUAGCCACUCCAACGUAGUCCUCGUUCUCACCGCGGUCUCGUUUGUAGAUUUUCCGACAUAUUUCCGCAACGUUGGAAUUCCGGAAUUUUAGCGACUGUCGCCGUAUGCUCACGUUUUCUUCACGAGGCUCGGGAAUGUACGCCCGGGAUGAACUGGACUGCAGUCCACGGGGGACCUUUGAUGGAUUUCUGGCUAUCCUCCAUCGAACCCAAGUCCCCCCCCCCCCGAAAAGGACAAACGGAGUCAAAGUCAUUUUUGUCACAGGCCUCAUCGUAGUUUUGGUACCCCCCCCCCCUAUCGGACCGCUACGACUGUGAAACCGGAUCCAUGUUUAAUGGCCGCAUCAUAUCACAUAUGAUGAACCGGAUGUUAUCAAGGCGAUACGUUGCGCACCUGCACUCGAUCGGUCAAAUCCGCGGUUCCGGAUAGACCAUGUAAAAUAUUUUUGGGAGAUAUUUCACCCCCUCCCACAAACUUUGAGCGUAUGUAAAGAUGGAAUGGGAGACUUUUGCGUGACAUCACUUUGAAUGAAAGGCAAAAGCAAGCUCGAAUUGAAAUUUUCAAAAAAAAAACACAAGUAACGGCAGAUGUUGGCAAGUCAAUAUUUAAGUAACCGACGAUUUUUCAAUUCACGUUGAUGUUAAGGGAAUUUUGUGGAGAAAGAGGAGAAAAAUUGCUUUUUUUUGGACUACCUAUAAUGUUGUGGAGUGCCCCAGGGCUUUGUGUUUGGCACCCCUUGUGUUUAGGCCACAAAUAUAAAAUGAACAUCUCUUUUUAGCGGCGGGUCAAUGACAAAAUGACAUGUACGGCAGCGGACGUCACUAUUUGAGGAGAUGCAUCGUGUAGCAUCACCAAGUGAUUUGAGGACUUGAGUCUUUGCCAAAGAAACAAGCUUGUGUGCCAACAUCUUUGCAACUACGGAGAACAACCCGAGAGUAUUUUGAAAGUGACACUCUUUCGCAAGCAUUUAGUCCCCAUUUCAACAUGAGCUCUCAAUUGUGCUCUUACUCAUCUUUGUUUGAUAUUAACACUGAAGUAUUUGUCACUGCUGCCUGACUUGUUUUUUUUUGUUUGUUUGUUUUGGGGUGCUUUGUCGACAGCAGUGACGCAAUUUAAGUGAUUGUAAUGUGGAAUCUGAAUCUUGUGUUUGUAGAUGUGGUUUGUAUUGUGACUUUUACAGUAGCUGAUGUGAUAUUGUAUAUAGUGAGUGUGUGUGUGUGUGUUAAUUUGACUAACUGUGAAUGUGAAAUAUUAGAUUUUUUUUUGCAGAUAUGAACAGCACACAAGACAGUUUUCAUUUUUUUGUGUUUUGUGCUGCUCAUGAUUGCCAAAUGAACGCACUUUAAGUUUUUAUCCAGCUCUUGUGUUGUUGUUGUUGUCGUUUGGAAUUUAAAAGGAAUAAAUAAUAAUAAUAAUAAAAACAGCCGGGAAAUGCCCAAAUAGAUCAAACUGUAUGUAUAAAAAAAAGUGGUGCCACACACACACCAUCUGUUUAUGUCAAUUAUUUAUUGAAUAAAAGAAAAAUGUGUUGUUCGUGA